This is a messenger RNA of Bacidia gigantensis, 1158 nucleotides long. RefSeq lists its product as uncharacterized. Gene Ontology annotation, cellular component: cytoplasm. The coding region runs from base 1 to 1158 and encodes 385 amino acids. NCBI's taxonomy places the organism in Eukaryota, Fungi, Ascomycota, Lecanoromycetes, Lecanorales, Ramalinaceae. The record is from RefSeq and is a predicted model, not a curated record. Gene Ontology annotation, molecular function: cysteine synthase activity. The transcript is spliced from 4 exons.
AUGGAAAGCAGGCCCAAAAUAUAUGCGACGGCAGCUUUUGUAGCUGGUGCUCUUGUAUGUCUUGCCUUUAAAGAUGUUUAUCCCGAUCUGGAACGUAGAUAUAGAAGGAGAUUCGGCGCAAAGAAAACCUUGAAAGAUACUUUCCAUUCCGUUGAUGAUCACGUUGAGCUUCAAGACCGCGAAAGCCAGAGUCUUGAAUCUUUGGAUGUAACAAGUGGCAUUGAAGGUUGCAUUGGCAAUACGCCUUUGAUCAAGAUCAAGUCCCUUUCCGAUGCCACAGGAUGCGAGAUCCUUGCCAAAGCCGAGUUCAUGAAUGGAGGUGGUGGAAGCCCAAAGGACAGAGUAGCCCUGAGCAUCAUUGACAGAGUAAGAUGUAUGCCGUCGGAUCAAGCUGUAGAAAAAUCUGAACUCCUGCUCAAGCUAGGAGCUAUCGUGGAGAGAGUUCCGCCAGCCCCAAUAAUAGACCCAGAACAUUUCGUCAAUCGGGCAAGAAGACUGGCAUUGAAACAUGCCGGGAAUCCUGAAUUAUCCGGUCGUGGCUACUUCGCGGACCAAUUCGAGAACGAAGCGAAUUGGCAUGCGCAUUUCGAUGGUACCGGACCCGAGAUCUUUCGGCAGUGUAAUGGCAGAGUCGAUGCUUUUGUUGCUGGAGCAGGUACUGGUGGGACUAUAGCUGGUGUGGCAAGCUACUUGGAGCCGAGGCUUCCAUUGGUGAAGGUUGUGCUUGCAGAUCCACAAGGGAGCGGGCUGUACAAUCGCAUCAAAUAUGGCGUGAUGUUUGAUACGAGAGAAAAGGAAGGCACGCGCCGAAGACAACAAGUCGAUUCUAUUGUUGAGGGCAUCGGCAUUAAUCGCGUUACAGCUAAUUUUGAAGUCGCUAGGGAGAUGAUUCAUGACGCAGUGAAAGUGGACGACGAUCAAGCUCUGGCGAUGGCAAAGUGGCUUGUUGAGAAGGAUGGGAUAUUCGUCGGUAGCAGCAGUGCCGUUAACUGUGUCGCUGCAACAAUCUAUGCCUUAAAAAUGGGACCUGGGCACCGUGUUGUGACUAUCCUUUGCGACUCAGGCUCUCGGCACCUUUCUAAAUUCUGGAAGAUGGCUGGCAAUGUGGGCGCGAAGACUGACACCAAGCUCGAUGAGAUAGUCGGUUCAAGUCCUUAG